Molecule: messenger RNA, 805 nt
Organism: Xiphophorus maculatus (southern platyfish)
Lineage: Eukaryota; Metazoa; Chordata; Actinopteri; Cyprinodontiformes; Poeciliidae
Product: FXYD domain-containing ion transport regulator 6-like
Exons: 10
Coding region: 241-522 (93 amino acids)
Biological process (GO): regulation of sodium ion transmembrane transporter activity
Cellular component (GO): membrane
Molecular function (GO): sodium channel regulator activity
Source: RefSeq, a predicted model, not a curated record
CCUGAGGCAAAAAACCAAGACAGAGCAGAUCUUGACUAAGUUGUGCAGAAGAGCCCAGACUUACACAUGUAGCAUGCAACAGAGCCAUUAAUUUUAAGUUAGUCAAUUUUUCUUUUUCAUUAGCUUGUUUUUUGUAUAUAUUUGGUUAUCUUGGCUCAAGCAACAACUGAGUGGGAAACUUUCUUGGGAAGUUUGAUUUACUGAGGAUCUCACAGUUACAAGCGGCCGGUGCACGGUACAAUGGAUCUUGUAUUUGUGGUGGCGUUCAGCUCUUGGCUGGCUCCUGCACUCGGGUCAGCGUUUGGCAGAGAGGUGUUUGUCUCAGCAGCAGACGAUGAGAAAGACUUCGACAGCGCUUUUCAUUAUGAUUAUGAAUCUCUAAGAAUCGGCGGCCUGGUUUUUGCUAUCGCUCUGUUCCUGCUGGGCAUUUUCCUCAUCGUCACUCGAAAGUGUACCUGUUCAAAGAGUGACAAGCCAAGGCCCAGGAAUCCUGAAGUUGAAUCAGCUGUCCAGAAAGCUUAACUGAGGCUACAGAAAAACUGUUUGCCUACUGGCGCCACUAGAUGGCAGCAAAUACCGUGAAGACGGCAGAGAGCGAUCCUUUGAAGAGGACAGCAUUGAGCCUUUUUAAAUGACAUAAUCCAGUUGUUUCUUUCUUUUUCCCUCCUUUUUUAUGUUUUUAUCACCGAUAACUGUCACUAGAUGAUGUUUUAUCUUUAUACAGUAGGAGUAGUGACUUUCAUUUUUAUCUUUCUGAUUUUCAAACAGAUGCUAGAUAAUAAAGCAAAUGUUUGAAAAAACAAAA